CGCGGGGAGAGGGGCGCGCGCCGCUGUCAAAUCGAAUUAUUCCUUGAGUUACGAUUCGCUUUUAUUUAAAUGGAAAAGCAUUUUCCUGACUUAAUUAUCUCGUAAUUUAGCAAAUUAGCGACGGUUUAAUGAUUUGCUCGCACGAAAAUGUCGUAUAGAAGGCGAUGGUACUCAGUAGGACUCGAUACGCCGCGGUGGAUUUCGAUUGCUAUUUUUGUUUUGUAGCCCAGUUCCACGGUAAAUAUUGUUUUUAGUGACGAAACGCGUCGGUGCAGUCGUUUAUUUUUUCUUCUCUUCUCGUGCCCGGUGCAAUUUUUGGUCCGUGAAGCGGUUGCGAUUUUUACAGUGUUCUCUGUUGCAAAAAGAUUUCGACAUAGCUUUUUUUGAUCUUACAUUCCGUGCCAAAGCGACCACAAAAACAGUUCCCCUGUCUGAAAAGCAGUGCCAAAUGCGUUUUUGUGUAUUUAAAUAAUAAAGUAUAAAUUCAAUCAUAUGUAAAAUGUAAAAGAAAUAAGGACAUUAGGUCUAAAAGCUGUGGAGUGUGGAAUCGAGGAACUAAAUGGCAGUUUUGAGGAGAAAAUCUUGGACAUUUAGCGUGUGGCAGUGAUGCGGCGGGUAUUUGGAGUGUGCUCCGAUGGUUGGGUACUCUGCGGACAGAAUGUGAGCCGCCAAAUGUAGCUGGCUGUAUAGAUGUUGUCUGGCUCGCCGCACGGGUCGGUGAUGUCGUGCCAGUCGCUGGCGGCGCGCGCCUUCGCCGAGCCCGACAAGGACCCCGCGCAGUGCGGCGCCUUCCAUAGAUCAGUACGCUUCAGUUCAGAGUCUCGUAGCUCGACCCGCGUCUCCAAUGAUACGGACAAGCGGGAUACAUCUGGCGGCAUGUCGGUGUCGGCGCUGGGCGUGUCGCCGUUGCCGGCCGCCAUCGCCAUGAGCCAGUCCGCACCACCGCCUUCCAUCUCCUUCGAUCUUCACGAUGAGAGUCCACCGCCAGUACCGUCAUGCCGGUUCCCCAAGCUUGAGGAAUGCGCCCACUUCCACUACGAGCGCGUGUCGCUGGGCGGCCUCAGCAUACAGACCGUGCCAUGCGAGGAACAGUGCGAGGACAACGACCCAAGCGAGGGCUGGAUAUGUCUCCGUGUGCGCUCCCAUGUGAGCGGCGGCGAGCAGGAGAGCGCGGUGGUUGCGGGGAGUGCGGCAGGUAGUGCGGGGGGUGCGGGGGAGGCGCACAGCUGGAGUGAGCCCGCCGGCCUCAGCGAGUGGACCCUCACCCGCAGCAGAGACAACUUCUUGCAGCUGGACGACAUGCUGCACAGAUGCAUAUACGACCGCAAGGUAUCAGGGCUGCCGAACCUGUCGGAGGAGGUGGGCGCUGAGUGUGAGGAGACGCGUUACCAGCAGCUGAUCGGUGACUACGUGCAUCACUUGUCCAUCAUCGCAGACGACUCUAUCAACUGUGGACCUGUGCUCAACUGGCUUCAGAUGGAUAACAAAGGGCACAAGUUACUGGUUGCCAAUGAAGAUUCCAGCUCUAUCAACACGCCGGCAGUCGCCGCUGCUUACUCUGUGAGGAAAUAUGUCUCACAGGCUCGGGAUGAGAUCAGCUUUGAAGUGGGCGAUAUGAUAUCCAUUAUUGACAUGCCCGCAGAGGUGUUGGUGUUGUCAGGGCCGCAGGAGUCAGUGUGGUGGCGCGGCAAGCGCGGCUUCCGGGUCGGCUUCUUCCCCCGACACUGCGUCGCCGUCAUCGGGGACAAGGUGCCCCGACACAUGACGCAGCCGCCGCCUAUUGUAGGAUCAGUGGCGAUGGCGCCGAUAAAGCCGGUGUUGCGCAAGCACGGCAAGCUGAUCUCGCUGUUCCGCAGCUUCAUCCUGUCGCGUCCGUCGCGGCGCAGCCUCAAGCAGCAGGGCAUCCUCAAGGAGCGCGUCUUCGGCUGCGACCUCGGAGAGCAUCUGCUCAACUGCGGACAUGAUGUACCACAAGUGCUGGCGGAGUGCGCACGUGCAAUAGAACGUCGCGGCGCAGUGGACGGCAUCUACCGGCUGUCAGGUGGCGCCGCCCUCACACAGCGACUGCGCGCCGCCUUCGAUGCGGCGGGGGACACGCCCCCCGACCUCGCCCCGCCCCUGCAGCGUGACCCGCACGCCCUCGCCAGCCUCCUCAAGAUGUACUUCCGCGAGCUGCCCAACCCGCUGUGCACAUACCAGCUGUACGAGAGCUUUGUGAGCGCGGUGCAGCAGCCCGACGAGGCGGCCAGGCUGCGCGCCAUGCGGGACACCGUCGUCAAACUGCCCCCGCCGCAUUACAGAACGCUAUCUUACCUGAUGCGUCACUUGCGGCGCGUGUCUCUGCUGAGCGCGGCGACAGGCAUGACAGCGCGCAACAUGGCCAUCGUGUGGGCGCCCAACCUGCUGCGCUCGCCCGCGCCACAGCACGCCCUGCAAGGCGUCGCCGUACAGGCCGUGGUAACGGAGUUUCUGAUCUGCUACGCCGAGGAUCUGUUCGCGCAAGACCAAGGAUCUGACUCCGGACCCGAUUCCUUAGAACAGGAUCGUUGCGAGUCGCAAGUUGAGCUUCGUGGCACUGAAUCCUGCCGUAGACCGAAGAGCCUGCCUCUAAACCCGCCCACAAAGCUGCUGAGCCUAGAGGAGGCGCGGCGGCGUGGUCUAGGUGCCGGCGCGGGGCCUAUAGCUCCGCCCGCCUCAGGCGCCAUCGCCGCCGCGGCUGCUGCGCCUGUAGCCUCGCCCGCACAGGACCGCCAGCUGCGCCCCGCGGGACAUCUCAAGCCUAAGUACAUUGAGGUCGGUUCGGGUCCAAAUAAUCUUCCUCAGUACCACACUGUUUUGGAUCUUCCAUUGUCAGGUGGUAAACGUGGUCUAAAGCGAUCUCCAUCGGGUUGGCGCGGCCUGUUCUGGCGCAGCAAGCUGCAGCGUGCGCGUGCGCCACCCCAAGGCCCACCCCCUGCGCCGCUACCGCCCCCUACACAGCAGGUAUCAGUGGACGUGGUGAUGUCAGGCAGCUUGCGGCCAGUGAAGUCGUGCGAGUCGUUAGCCUCGGACACAGACACUCUGCCCCCGCUCGCGGACCGUGCCAGCGCCCCGCUCAAGCAUCACACUAGGUCAUCAUCGUGCGACUCUUACUUCGAGCCGUGGCAGGCGGAGCUGGCGCACAUGCGACUGCGCCUCUCCCCGCAGGAGCGAGACAGGCACAUGUUCAGUGAGGAGGACGACACGCACCACCACCAACACAACGCACAGGAGUCAGCGUGGUCGACACCAGCGGACUCAGUGCCGUGCAGCGCGGCCGCCAGCCCGCGUCGCUCACUGCGCGUUGAUGUACACGCCGCCAAUGACAUGGCUGAGAGACGUCGUGCGGCAAUGGAGGAGCAGGUCGCACAGAUGGGAUACAUUGAUGGGGAGUCCCCGCGUGCUAAACCUGCACCAGAGAAGCGACAUGGCACCGCAGAUCCUGAUCCUGCCAAGAGAAUUUGUAAAGACAGAGACAGUCCGCUGUCAUCUCAGCCUGACUUCCAGUCUCCGGGCAGUGUGAAGCUCAGAGAACGCAACUCGCCGCGGAAAUGUAAGGCCGCCUCCAGGUACAGCGGCCUGCACCAUCCCGUCCUCGCCGACCCUGACUCCUCCCGCCUCACCUGGCACGGCAAAGACGGACAUUCCACACUCAUUAAGAUCGACUGGCCUCUGGAGAACUCCCACAGCAAUCUCACCACCAGCACGAUCAACUCUAGUCCUCUCACGCCUGUCACACCGCUCUACGACCCGCUGGAGAGCGACUCCGAACUCAGCGACAAACAUACCAUACAAAUUAAAUCUGUGGACUGUGACAGUUGCGACCGCGAGAAGUGUCUCAAGUGUGAACUGAAGGCCACUGACUACGAGAACAUGCGCCUCACUCACCAGUCUGAGGGCAUCCAGCCCAGCCCCGCCCACUCCGCGCACUCCCCGCACUCCCCGCACUCCCUGCACUCCGCAGACAUCAGCUACCACAACCUCAAUAGACUAUCCGGCCUCUCCGCCUCCUCAAACUCCGACCACACCGACAGGAGGCGAGACCAUGAUGCUCUCAAGGUCAUGACCUCAUCACACGAUAGCUCCUCCAGCUACUCAAACGCCAGCCUGCCUCGCCAGACCGACGACCUGUAUGAAUGCUUCAACUUCUCCCGUCCCAACUACAUCAAUCUCCAAUCCUCCAGCACCUCGAAAAGCUCCCCCGGCUCACCUCUCAAGAGUCCCCUCAAAUCCACUAUAAGCAUCACAUUCCGCUCUCCAACAAAGUCAAAGGCGUCGGACUAUGAACCCAUUGACAACAUAGACACACCAACAAAUGACAGGGAUUCAGUGUACGAGGACAUAGACUUGGAGAAGAACCUGUCUAUAGUGGAGGAGGCACCGGUGCCCGAGACUGACGCCAGUUUACCCACGCAGCAGGCCUGCCAGCCCGACUGCAGCGAGGAUCUCAUCAUCCUGGAGACACCCACUGACAAUACAAAAAUCGACGAUAACGUCGACGUCUACAGUCAGGUCAAGUUCUUCAGGAAGAGUAUAGAAGAAGUCAACGCGAUGAUCCUCGAGUCUCCAGAAAAGGAUACUGAUAAAAUUGUUAAGGAAGCCAAUGCUGUGAUGAUGGAGACUCCAGAAACACAAAGGCAUUACGAAAAUGUGUUUAUAGAAUCGAGGGAUAGAGAAUAUGAAAAUAUAAAUGUGGAUACUCUCAAAAUCUGUGAUAAAGUAGAUAUAAGCGAAGUCAACGAACAUAAAUCUGAACACGAACAAAAUACUUUAGAAUCGGACAACGGCAAUGUCAUUAAACAGAAAACUAUGUCAAAGAAUCUCAACGUACGAGAGUUAGCCAUACGUUUCGAAAGUCCCACUGAACAAAAAGGACCAUUUACUUUUGAUAAAUUUAAAACUGAAAUCAAAUAUCCGAGCUUGGAACGUAAAGAUGAUGAAAAAUGCGAAACAAGAAAGAAAGAGGUCACAGUGAAAUUGCCACCUCCAGUAUCACCAAAAACGUACAAAUUGUCUAAGAAUUCAGCGCGUUCGUUGGACGAGAACGCAUUUAUAAAGGAAUUCGGAAACGAAACGAACGAUAGAAGGAAGAGUUUGGAAGUAAAAGAGGCGAGCAAACAGACAAACAAUCUUCCAGAUUUGAACCUCAAUACGGAGGAAUCUGAGACAAAACCCGCAAGUAUAACUCCGACUACGGAAAACAAGAUAUCAAUAGUGCAAAGAUUUGAAUUAAAAAAGCCCGAUUUAAAGAAUCUCAUUGGGAUUGAAACGGAAAAGAAAUUAAGUCGCGAAAGGAUAGAAAAAUACAAAGAGGAACGUAGAAACUUUUUACGUGAGAAAUAUAGUUCACAAUCAUUCAGAAGUAAUCCGGAACAAUUGACACGGAUCAAAAUAAAAAAAGAUCCAGAAGAAAGAACGGAGAUGUGCGAAAGAUUGCAGGAUGAUUUGCCAAAAUUUGAACGUAGAAAUACUGUUGAUUUGGGUCAAAGAAUGAGAUUUUCCUUAGCAAAGAGUAGUAAUAAUUUGGACACCAUACAAUCACCUGAAAGUCCACUAAGAGAUCUGGAUACUACGUUAGAAUUUUCUAGAAAAGAAGAUAUUAAAAGAGAUCGUCGAGAAGAAAGGAAAGAGAAAAUGUCACCAUCAUUCAACAUACGAGACAUGGCCGCGCUGUUCGAACAGAAGACACAUAAUAACGGUUGACACAAAUGUACAGCACAUAUCGUGUUCACAACACAUUUGAAACACACGUAGCUAGAAAUAUCUAAAAAAUACGUGUUUAGUCUUCAAGGUCACCAAAAUAUUGUCAUCUCUCUUACUCUCUAUGUAAAAAACAGAGAUAGCAAGAAUGUGACGUCAUUUAUUAUGGUGGGCCUAGUUCACGCUCUCAAAUAUUAAAAAAAACUGUUUCACAUCUUCAAGGUCACCACAAUAUUGUCAUCUCUCUUACUCUCUAUGUAAAAAAACAGAGAUAGCAACAGUGUGACGUCAUUUGUGCAGGUAGGAUUAGUUCACGCUCUUCUAUAACUAAAAAAAACGUAUUUGAAGUAUUCAAGGUCACCACAAUAGUCUCAUCUCUUUCACACUCUUUAAAAAAACAGAGAAAGCAACAGUGUGACGUCAUUUGUACUACGAGUUUACUAUUGGGACCAUAUAUUUACAGGUUUCAAAAUUAUCUCGAUUUUGCAUAUAAACAUAUUGCCAUAUGUUAAGUAACCCUCAGGGUGUAUUUUGAUAUUUCUAGCUACGUAUACUCUAAAGUGAUAAUAAUUGUGCUUGAAAUAAUUUAAGCUUGUUGAAACAAUUGAUGCUUCAGGACUAUAUAGUCAGAUAAAAUUAUUUGGCCCGGUGAGGUUUCGCAAUUAGAUAUGUGAAAAUUGUUUAAGUAAAAAAUUACAUAGGACAGACGUGACAUGACAGUGUGGUCGGAUAAAGACAAGGAUCUAUUGUAAUUUAGUGUCACCUGAGUCCACCGGGUCAGAUAAAUUUGUUGGACUAAAUGUUUAUUCCAUAUUGUAAAGGAUUUUGGUAAGCGAUCUAUGUUUGAAUAUUCGACUUUAUUGCCUCUGCUUUUAAGCGCAAAAUUGAUUAUAAAAAUAUAUAAAGCAUGUUUGUGACUAAUUAAUACGGUGUCUUCCACAAAAUUGUGGCGAUAAAAACCUUUUUUUGAUUAUUAAAUAUAAGCAUAAUAUUGUGUAAUCAAUUUUCUCUUGUUAAUAUUAGAAUUCAAAAGCCUUAAUAGCUAAAUUUAUCGUGUUCAAAUAUUUAGUUAAAGCAACUGCGUAAAUAUAUAAUCUAUAGAACAAAAGUAAAGCGAAAAAAAAACAUCCGAGUUUUUUUUAGGGUAAAUUAAAUUAGUGUUGCCAUUUAUAAUAUUUAAAAUGAUAUUUAGAAAAUCCACUUUCGAGUUGACGUCAAAAUGAUAUUAAAUAUAGAUUAUAUAUAUAGGUAACGGCUUUUAGAUACUUGUUAUAUAGAUUGUAAUUAUUUUAUAUUGUUAAUGAAUGUAAGCGUAGAUUUCCAUUGCAGUUACAAUUUUAAUACUACGGUUACACGGGCCUAAAGAUCUAGAAUAUUCUAGAAAUUACGACCGUUUGGCAGAACCUUUAUAUAUGGAUAGGCUAUAAGGCGUUGUAUUCUGUGCCUAUUUGAACUUCGCCAUUGGCGCUGAUGGUUGUGGUUAGCGGUGGCGAGAUUUCAAACUAUUAUAAUAGAGAUUGAAUAAACUGCCAGGAACUUUAGAUGUGUUCAAAUUUGGAACGAAAUAAAAGCUGUCAUUUUCAAGUAAUAACCUAUCCAUUUAUAGAGAUGAAUGUUGGUGGCUGAUUUUUUUUUAUAAACAUGUCUGAUUUGCGAUAUGAAGUAACAAUGUAAAUAGUAAAUAUUUGCAUAUAACAAUUAGUUUAGGUAAAAUAUAGUUCGUUCACAAUCCUUUUGUAAAUACUAUAAGCUUGUCGACAUUUUUUUGAAAUUAAAAGCUUCGCAACACGAUUAAGUAUUCAUUUUAAAA
This is a messenger RNA of Papilio xuthus (Asian swallowtail), 7528 nucleotides long. RefSeq names its product GTPase-activating protein CdGAPr. The transcript is spliced from 25 exons. NCBI's taxonomy places the organism in Eukaryota, Metazoa, Arthropoda, Insecta, Lepidoptera, Papilionidae. Bases 691 to 5721 code for a protein of 1676 amino acids. Gene Ontology annotation, molecular function: GTPase activator activity; protein binding. The record is from RefSeq and is a predicted model, not a curated record. Gene Ontology annotation, biological process: small GTPase-mediated signal transduction.